Asparagus officinalis (garden asparagus) is the source of this 7641-nucleotide messenger RNA. RefSeq lists its product as uncharacterized. Gene Ontology annotation, molecular function: catalase activity; heme binding; phosphopantetheine binding. Gene Ontology annotation, biological process: response to oxidative stress; lipid biosynthetic process. The record is from RefSeq and is a predicted model, not a curated record. Bases 556 to 7509 code for a protein of 2317 amino acids. The transcript has 10 exons. Lineage: Eukaryota; Viridiplantae; Streptophyta; Magnoliopsida; Asparagales; Asparagaceae.
CCCUAUAAAAUUCUUCCAAAAUUUUUAUUAAUCCCAAAAAAAUUAGAAGACCAAUCAAUUUCAUGGCCGUUUCCUUGCUACCAAGUACAAGCAAACCCUAGAAUAUCCUCGCACCUUAGUAGGAAUAAAAUCUAGGGAUUGUUAUUUUUUUUCCCUUAAAAAACCGCCAUUAUCAGCAUCUUUCACCUGAUCGUGAGAAUCCAAUAGAAGGACAUUACAUUGACGGACGGAUACAUCGAGACCCCGUUUCUAGUAUUUGGAAUAAAGGAAAGAAUAUAUCGUGCUCCCAUCUGGGUCUGCUUCGUUACUUCAUAAGCCCUUUGUCUUACCUGAUGGAAUCCUCUCUUCUUAAAUUCCAGAAGGAAAUCUUCGUGAUGGAUAGUGGGAAGAAGGAUAUCACAAUUCAAGGCCCACUUGUGUGCCGCCACUUGGCAUCAAAUUCUAUUCCGGAGGACUUGAAUUGGGAGCUGAACUGGAGCCUCACAUUUGGAAUAAUCAGAUCCUGGCCUAAUCUUGACCUGAGGUUUUGCUUCCAAAGGGCUCAACUGUGGCCAAAUGGAUUCAAGAAAAUCCAUAGAUGAUCAGUUCUCCAAGUUGCAUCCAUGUCUGCCUGUGAGAACAAGAAUUGGCAUAAUCGGUGCUGGACCAAGUGGUUUAGCUGCUGCUUACGCUCUUGCUAAGCUUGGCUAUAGUAAUGUAUGUGUUCUUGAGAAACAUCAUACAGUUGCAGGAAUGUGCGAGUCAGUUGAUAUUGGAGGAAGGGUUUAUGAUUUGGGCGGUCAAGUAAUUGCCGCAAACAGUGCUCCCACUAUAACUCACUUAGCAAAUGAAAUUGGGGCAGAAUUCGAAGAGAUGGAUGCACACAAGCUAGCUCUUAUUGAUAGAUGCACUGGGAAUUAUAAAGACUUACAAGUAGCUGAUGAUUAUGUUUCUCUCAUUUCCCUCACCUUAAAACUACAGGAUGAAGCAAAUAAAUCUGGUAAAAUCGGAAUUCAUGCACUCAGUAAUGCUGCUUCAGAUCCAACUCUUGAUUUUGUCAAGCUCCACGGUUUGAAAUCUGUGCCAAAAUCAGUGGCAUACGGAUACACAGCCUCUGGUUAUGGAUUUGUUCAAGACAUGCCAUAUGCAUAUAUCCAUGAGUUUACACGCACUUCGAUGGCUGGAAAAAUUCGCCGCCUGAGAGGAGGUUACACAAGCAUGUGGCAAAAGCUUAGCCUUUCUCUACCUUUUGAAGUCCUCUGUAGCACAGAAGUGCUGAAAAUCAGCCGUAUAGCUGAUUGUGUACAUGUAAUGGUUAGGGAUGCUGAUGGUGAAGAGAAACUGAUGGAAUUUGACAAAAUCAUUCUCUCUGGUUCUCUUGCUUUCAGAAAUAGACGGGUUUACAGGUCAUCUUCGACUUUAGAAGUUUUGGAAAAUGAGGUGGUAGAAUUUAAUGGACUUGAAAGGGGGUUAUUUGGCGAGGUUCAAACCAUAGAUUACUAUACCACUGUUCUGAAGGUUAAGGGAUUUGAGCAUUUGCCUAUGGGGUUUUAUUACUUUGAGGAAUUCAUGGAGGAUCCUACAACUAUAGGAAACCCAGUGGCAAUGCAGAGGUUUUAUGCUGAUACUGGUGUUUUCUUGUUCUGGUCUUAUGGUGACUCUGUAAAAAUUCGGGGACCAAUGGUAACCAAGCUUGUGAUUGAUGCUGUGGAGUCCAUGGGAGGAGUAGUUGAGGAAGUAGUUUUACAGCGAAGGUUUAAAUACUUCCCGCAUGUUAAUGCUGAAAAUAUGAAAAACGGUUUUUAUGAAAAGUUGGAAUCUGAACUCCAAGGUUUUCAGAAUACUUAUUAUGUAGGAGGUCUUUUAGCCUUUGAGUUGACAGAAAGAAAUUCUUCUUACUCCAUUGCUAUGAUCUGCAAACAUUUUGCAAAUGAUAAUGCUGUGCCAAAGUUCCCAUAUGUCAAGAGAUUGUUUCCUCUGGUCUCCAAUAACAAGCCUCGUUACCCCAGAGAUCUAGGUGAACUCCCAGGAAUAAAGUUUCCAAACCUGCCUUCUUUAGACAGUUACCUAAAGUUUUGGGGAACUAAUGAAAUCACUAAGAAUGCCACUCUCUACACUUGGAUCAACGAGGAAGGGAAGGUUGUAAACAAGAGGUCUUAUGGAGAGGUUCACUCCAAUGCAUCCCUUGUUGCCUAUAAACUCUUAACAAGCAGCAAGCCUGUUCUUAAACCUGGUGAUAGAGUUCUUCUGGUUUAUCUCCCUGGUUUGGAGUUUGUUGAUGCCUUCUUUGGGUGCCUGAGGGCUAGAAUUAUUCCAGUCCCUGUGUUACCCCCUGAUCCACUGCAAAGAGGUGGCCAAGCACUACUGAAGAUCGAAAACAUUUCAAGAAGUUGCAAUGCUGUGGCAAUUCUAUCGACAUCUUCUUACCAUGCAGCCGUUCGUGCUGGCUUUGUGAAGAGCAUGAUAAUGCUUUCAAAGAGCAACCAGAAGUCUUCUGCUCAGUGGCCUGAUCUUCCCUGGAUCCAUUCUGAUUCAUGGGUCAAGAAUUUUAAAGACCUUGCAGUUGACUCCAAAGAAAACCUCUCAGAUCUGCAGGCAAAUGAUUUGAGUUUCCUUCAGUUUACAUCUGGCUCGACUGGCGAAGCGAAGGGGGUGAUGAUCACCCAUGGUGGGCUUAUCCAUAAUGUUAAGAUGAUGCGGAGGAUAUAUAGGAGCACUUCCAGAACUGUAUUAGUCAGCUGGCUUCCUCAAUAUCAUGACAUGGGAUUGAUAGGAGGCCUUUUCACAGCUUUAGUGAGUGGAGGGACUGCAGUUCUCUUCUCCCCGAUGACAUUUAUCAGGAAUCCUCUCAUCUGGCUUAAGACUAUGAGUGAUUAUCAAGCAACCCACAGUGCCGGUCCAAACUUCGCUUUCGAGCUAGUGCUUAGAAGAUUGGAGGCAGACAACGGGAAGGAUAAACCCCGAACCUAUGAUCUUUCUUCAAUAAUUUUUCUUAUGGUUGCAGCGGAACCAGUUAGACAGAAAACCCUGAAAAGGUUAAUUGAGAUUACCCGUCCUUUUGGUCUAUCUCAGGAGGUGCUAGCUCCUGGUUAUGGUCUCGCAGAAAACUGCGUGUUUGUAAGCUGUGCUUUUGGUGAAGGGAGGCCAAUCUUCAUAGAUUGGCAAGGUCGUGUUUGCUGUGGAUAUGUGAAUCCAGGUGACCCUGAUGUUGAAAUAAGAAUUGUCGAGGCAGAAACCGAUAGAGAGCUCGAGGAUCACGGAAAAGAGGGAGAGAUUUGGGUAAGUAGCCCCAGUGCUGGAAUUGGGUAUUGGGGCAAUGAAGUACAGAGCCAAAAGACGUUCUACAACAAGCUUCAGAACUGCGCUGACAAAAAGUUCACAAGAACAGGAGACCUAGGGAGGAUUAUUGAUGGAAAGCUGUUCAUUACUGGAAGAAUAAAGGAUCUCAUUAUUGUUGGAGGACGAAAUAUAUACUCUGCUGAUGUAGAAAAAACUGUUGAAAAUUCUUCGGAAUUGCUUCGUCCAGGUUGUUGUGCUGUGAUUGGUGUCCCAGAGGAAGUUCUGUCUUCAAAGGGAAUAACUUUUCCAGACGCUUCAGAUGAAGUUGGUCUAGUUGUGAUUGCUGAGGUUAGGGAGGGGAAGCCAGUAAACAAGGACGUUGUCGAGCAAAUCAAGACAAAGGUAGCUGAAGAGCAUGGUAUUUCUGUAGCUUCUGUGAAGCUGAUCAAGCCCAAAACUAUCUGCAAGACAACUUCAGGGAAGAUCAGGAGGUUUGAAUGCUUAAAACAGUUUGUUGACGGGACACUGGCCAUGGCAGCUGAUCCAGCUUCAGCUAAAAAGUCUCUUUUUCGAUCUUUCACUACAGGUAGCCACAGAGAUAGAAGGGAAUUACGGCUGAUACACAACAGAACUCCUUCCCAUUCUAUUGAACCGGUUAAUUCUGAAAAGGAUAUGAAGGAGAUCACUGAUUUCUUGAGAGAUUUAGUGUCAGCGCAAACAGGCAUUUCCAUUGAGAAGAUAUCAGCAACAGAAAGCCUUGUCUCCUACGGAAUUGAUUCGAUUGGAGUUGUUAGAGCAGCUCAGAAGCUGUCAGAUUAUCUUGGUGUUCCAGUUGGUGCAGUCGAUAUCUUUACAGCAACUUGCAUUUCAGAUUUAGCUAGCUUUUCUCAGAAUCUGCUGAAAAAGUCUAAGCCUCAGUAUGCUACUUUGCUAGAAGUUAAUAAAGAUUUGGAUUUUGUCCUACCAAAUAUUGAGAAGACUGGAUUACAGAAAUUGGGUAUGGGAGCUCUCCAACUUCUUGCACUUAUUUAUGCUUCUUCCCUCUUAAUUGUUCCUGCAUAUCUUUCGAGUAAUAUGCAAUUGAACUUGGUCUCUGUAACGUCUACAGAAACUAAUCUACUACCGAUGUACAUAUUUUCUUUUUUCCUUGCUCCUUUUGCUUGGAUUUUCUAUGUCAUCCUCACUUGCAUUUCUCUAUCCCUAUUUGGAAAACCUUUCUUGCAACCAAAUUAUAUUUUAACCCCAGAGGUCUCUAUAUGGUCUGUUGAUUUCGUGAAGUGGUGGGCACUCAACAAAGCUCAAGAAGCUGCAGGGAAAAUGUUGGCUGUCCAUCUACGUGGAACAGUAUUUUUGAAGCACUGGUUUGAGAUGCAGGGAGCUCAGAUAGGCCGAUCAGUCUUAAUCGACACCAUUGAUAUCAUGGAUCCCUCACUAGUUUCAAUUGGAGAAGGGGCUGUAAUUGCAGAAGGGGUGUUGAUUCAGAGCCAUGAAGUGAGAAAUGGGGUCUUAAGCUUCCUCCCGGUUAAGAUUGGUCGUAAUGCAUCAGUUGGACCUUACGCUGUCCUUCAGAAAGGGAGCUUGGUGGGAGAAAAUUCUGAAGUCCAGCCUCUCCAGAAGAUAGUGGAAGGAAACCCUGUUCAAAAAUCUGGAAAUGCUGCUAAAAUUCAACAGAAAGAUACACUGAUUGAGUACCUUUCACCAUUCUACCAGUUCAUGGGCAUUUAUGGAGUCGGUCUCCUCAGUGCUCUUUCUGGUGCUAUUCUUUAUUUGUUGUAUAUCUUCUGGUUCCAAAGUCCUCUAUCACUACACCACUUUACAUUUGUAUGCCUUGCAUCUGUCUUCCACUGGUUACCAGCCACUCUUGCUGCAUAUGCUGCUAUCAUUAAAGAUGUGCCGUCAUACCCAUUGGUGUUUGCUUUCUACUUUGCUUUUGCGUACAUCACCCAUGGCUUCAUUCUCAGUCUUCUCACUGCUAUUUCAAGUCAAUUUCUUGCUGGAAAACAUGGAACUGAGCAAACCCAUUUCAGAACAUGGUUCCGCCAACGCAUUAACAUUUCUUGCCAUCUUAGAUUUGCCAGGCUCCUCUCGGGGACUGAAGCCUUUUGUAUGUAUUUAAGAUUAUUUGGGGCCAAAAUCGGUCGUCAUUGUUCUAUUCGAGCCAUCAAUCCGGUUGCCAACCUCGAACAGAUCUCCAUUGGUGAUGGCGUCCACCUGGGUGAUUUUAGCUGCAUUGUGCCUGGAUUUUAUUCCUCAGCAGGGUUCACCAGUGGAGAAAUUGUGGUCAACAGGAAUUCAGUGGUUGGAAGUCAAAGUCUCAUUCUCCCUGGCUCAGUAAUUCAAGAAGAUGUUGUCCUUGGCGCUCUUUCAAUCGCACCCAUGAACUCUGUUCUCGUUAGGGGCGGCAUCUAUGUAGGUUCUGAGACCCCCACUAUGGUUAAGAACAUGUUGGUUGCUUCAGACAAAAGGAUUGAUGAAAUGGACACCCAAUAUAAGAAAAUUCUUGGAAAUCUUGCUGGAAAUUUAGCCAUCACAACCAUGAAGGUCAACUCAAGGUAUUUCCACCGAAUGGGUGUGGGUGGUAGGGGAGUUCUUAAGAUUUAUUCUGAUCUUCCUGGAGUUCCCACUCACAAGAUUUUUCGUGCUGGCAAGUGCCACAAUGUUACUAUCCGGCAUAGCAACAGUUUGAGUGCUGAUGAUGAUGCUAGGAUUGAUGCUCGAGGCGCUGCUCUGAGAAUUCUACAGGACGAGUCAUUAACACCACUUCUUGACCUGACUCUUAAGACGGGAAAAGCAUUCUAUGCAAGAACUAUUGCAGAGUUCGCCGCUUGGCUGGUUUGUGGCCUCCCUGCAAGGGAACAACAGGUGAAGAGAGCUCCACACAUCCGUGAUGCUGUCUGGGGAUCACUGAGAAAUGCCGACUCGUACACAGAAUUGCAUUACUACUCUAACUUCUGCCGACUUCUUCGUUUUGAUGAUGGUAAGGAAAUGUACGUGAAAUUUAAACUUCGCCCUUUUGAUUCGAGAAUCAGUGAGGAUGCUGGUAAGGUGGAGCCUAAGGGAAUACUUCCCCCAGAAACCGGUGCAAUUCCCAGGGAAGAAAAUGACACGCGUCCUCUUCUGUUCCUUGCUGAUGACUUUCGCCGACGUGUGGAUUCUCCUGAUGGAGUUCGCUAUGUUUUCCAGCUACAGAUCAGGCCUUAUGUGUCAUCUGACAAAUCCGAUCAAGAAGUGGCUCUAGAUUGCACAAGGCCAUGGGAUGAAAUGGAGUUCCCUUGCAUGGACAUUGGUGAAAUAAUCAUCAACGAGAAUCUUUCUGCUGAAGAAACAGAGGAACUCGAGUUCAACCCAUUCCUCAAGUGUCCUGAGGUUGAUGUUAUACCAGCUACAUCUUGCACUGAGAGCGCAUCAAUUGAUCAUGGUCGCUCACUCGUGUAUGAAAUCUGCCAGCACAUCCGCAAUAGAGUGCCACUUCCAGCAUCAUGGCGAGGAUUCCUUGAGCAGUCUGAUGCCAAGGUGGAUCUCUCUGGUUGUCCAAUGGCUGCAGCUGUGUUGACAGAGAACAAAAGUGACGGUCGCAAAUUGACACUGGCCAGAAAUUGGUAUCAAACUCUCUGGGCUACACUUUGCCAGCCAUUGCUUCAGACGUUUGUGCCAUACUUUACCCUCUGUUUGGUGAUCUUUCUGCCGCUGAAAUGGAUGCUAUUGCUAAAGGAAGAAAAGAAGCUUCCACUACACUGGAUGCUGCCUUUCUUCUGGGUCUGUUCAGGAAUCAUGGCUUCUCUAGUCUGUGUCGUGAUGAAAUGGAUUCUUGUGGGGAGGAAGAAAGGUGGUCAGUCAGUGCAAAUGUGGAGCUUUGGAGUCUUCAUGGACACGGUUUGGCAAGCUUUGAGGAGUUUGGUCGGCGAGUUCUUCAUGGAGAUGACAUGUGGUUCACUUCUGUUUGUUUCGUGGAUGAAGCUGAUGGGCGCAAAUGUGGGUAUUGGAGAGGGAGUGUAUAUAAAUAGUAUGGGGGCAAUGUUGAACCCAGAGAUGGUGGAUAUUGAGAGGUUUGGGUCUGUAGAGAGGCAAGCGAUUCUCUUUGGACACAUUUAUGAAGGAGGAGGGAGAGUGAAAUUUGGGAAGAUUAUGGUUGAGGAGGGAGGUUUUAUUGGGAGUAGGGCUGUGGUUAUGCCCGGUGUGAGGGUGGAGAAUGGAGGAGACCUUGGUGCUCUCUCACUUGCAAUGAAGGAAGAAGUUGUGAGGUCUAGGUGAAAAGCUUGGCUCUCUGUUUUGGCUAGUUGCAGAAGUAACCUAGAAAAAUCUAAUAUAUAUUGAUGAAUAAAAUUGUUCAGUCAAAUGAAUAAUUCAGGUAUGAAAGUGCCUUUUCUCCAGUGUCUCAUAUUA